AUGGGUCACUCAAACUCAACACUUCAAUCUCAUCAGCUCUCAGCUGGUGGAAUCGAAAAGGGAAUUCCACCCAUCAUCCGCGUCUCAUAUGAAUCAGGCUGGAGGAAAUACGCCUGCUUUGCUCGCAUGAAACUCUUUCUUAGUGGCCCCAACGGCGAGCCUAUGUACACACUCAACUUCGCCAAGGGCUUAUACGGCGACAUCAUCCUCCACAGCGGAUCAUCCAUCGACUCACCACCACUGGCUGCUUCUGGUAGACAGUCGAGCCUGCGCGAUGAUUAUUUAAUCACAUUACCUUCACUUUCUGGUAAUGCUCCUCAAGAGGAGAUCCUCCGUCGUCCCAAAGGACUCAAGGGACGAUUCUGGUUUGCUAUCCAGGUCGGCCAUGGCCCGGACCAGCGCGUAGAGCGUUUCGAAUGGCGACGCUCUCGAGGCGCUGAAGUCAAGAGCGUUGGUCAAUCACGCUGGGGCGGAUACAAGCUCGUCCGUCUUGGCAGCACAAACACCAAAGAGGAAUACUCCUCCAGCGAAGAAGAUCUUCACGAUGGUAGCACCAACGGAGAGGGCUACACCAGCGACGGCAAGGAGGUCGUUGCUGUUUGGGGAAGCACAAACUGCCUCAAGAGUUUGUCGGGCGUUGGAGAGUUUCAAUUCCGAGGAAGCGGUGCUACAGGCGAGUUGGGCCAGUUAUGGGCGUUGAUGGCGGUCAUGAGCUGCAUGUCGAUCUGGCAGAAGGUUCAGAGAGAUAAUGCUACGGCUGGUGCAUCAUCCUCAUCGGCUGCUUCGGCUUCUGUAGCAGCAUCUGCUUAG
Messenger RNA from Fusarium fujikuroi IMI 58289, 810 nucleotides. RefSeq lists its product as uncharacterized. NCBI's taxonomy places the organism in Eukaryota, Fungi, Ascomycota, Sordariomycetes, Hypocreales, Nectriaceae. The record is from RefSeq and is a predicted model, not a curated record. The transcript has a single exon. Bases 1 to 810 code for a protein of 269 amino acids.